GAAAGUAAACAGACUUAACUGAGGAUGUCUGAAAACCUUGACAAGUCCCAUGUAGACGAAGCAGGAGAGUCAAAGUUGGCUGCUUCUGAGCAAGCCCGGGAAGGUGCUCUGGGGUGUUCUGAUGAAACCUUACAGAAAAAAGUGACGUCGGACUCACCUAGUCCCCAAAGAGUGGGAAGACCUCACUCAAGUCCUCCUCGGCUUGUCACUGUAGAGGAACUUCUAGAAACAGCAAAAGGAGUCACCAACAUGGCUCUAGCCCAUGAAAUUGUGGUAAAUGGAGACUUCCGGAUUAAUGCUGUUGAAUUACCCGAAGGCAGCUUGGAGAAGAGAGUAAAGGAGAUUGUACAUAAAGCAUUCUGGGAUUGCUUGAGUGUCCAGCUAAGUGAAGACCCCCCAACAUAUGACCAUGCCAUCAAACUUGUAGGAGAGGUCAAGGAGACUCUGUUAUCUUUCUUGCUGCCUGGUCACACGAGACUAAGAAACCAGAUAACAGAAGUCUUGGAUCUGGAACUGAUAAAACAAGAAGCGGAGAAUGGGGCCCUAGACAUUUCCAAGCUGGCAGAAUUCAUUAUUGGCAUGAUGGGGAUAUUGUGUGCACCUGCUCGAGAUGAGGAGGUUAAAAAACUAAAGGACAUUAAGGAAAUAGUGCCUCUUUUCAGGGCAAUAUUUUCUGUGUUGGACCUAAUGAAAGUGGACAUGGCCAACUUUGCUAUCAGUAGCAUCAGGCCACACCUCAUGCAGCAGUCAGUCGAAUAUGAGAGGAAGAAGUUUCAGGAAGUGUUGGAGAAGCAGCCGAACUCCCUGGACUUUGUCACCCAGUGGCUGGAGGAGGCCUCAAAUGACUUGUUGACUCAGAAGUACAGACAUGCCCUGCCAGCUGGAGGAGCUGCUGCUGGCUCUGGGGAUGCUCCACUGCUGACCCCUAUUUCUGUCCAGAAUUAUGCCUACUUGAAGCUUCUGAAAUGGGACCACUUCCAGAGACCGUUCCCUGAGACAGUUUUGAUGGACCAGUCUCGUUUCCAAGAGCUCCAGCUGCAGUUGGAGCAGCUAGCCAUCCUGGGGGCUGUGCUGCUGGUCACAUUCAGUACCGCUGCACCUGGAAUUUCUGGGCAUGCCGACUUUGCUGAGAAGCUCAAGAUGAUGGUGAAGAUUCUGCUAACAGACAUGCAUCUGCCAUCCUUCCAUCUGGAGGACGCCUUGACUUCCAUUGGGGAGAAAGUGUGCCUGGAGGUGAGCAGCUGCCUCUCCCUGUGUGGAUCCUCCCCAUUCUCCAUCCAUAAGGAGACUGUGCUCAAGGGCCAGAUUCAGGCCCUCGCCAGUCCUGACGACCCCAUUCGCAGGAUCAUGGAGUCCCGAAUUUUGACCUUCUUGGAGACAUACCUUGCCUCUGGUCAUCAGAAGCUCUUGCCUACAGUGCCUGGCGGACUGGGACCCAUUCAGAAAGAGCUGGAAGAAGUUGCUGUGAAGUUUGUGCGCCUGGUCAACUAUAACAAGAUGGUAUUCUGUCCUUACUACGAUGCAAUACUCAGUAAGCUCCUCCUCCGCUCCUGAGUGCGCGGCUGCCACGGCACGUGCUCGGCUCAGAACCCCUUCGCAGUGCGUGGAGAAUGGAUGUGGUACAUUCCUGUUUAAUAGCGCUGAUUCCACGGGGACUGAAGAAUGCACUGAAUUCUGUUUUGAUGACUGUAUUUACGAGUGCAAGUUUACAAACCUAAGAAGCUUUUGUUCUCUUGAGUCUAUAUGAGCACAGAGCUUUCAACAAUUGGCUGCCUCUGUCUCUGCUCCUGCUUCAUCAGGUUGGAGGAGCGCCUCUCCCAAGAAACCUGAGACAGUUGUCUCUUUUUCAGAUGCUCUGUGCUCACAGUCAUAAGCCAAGACUUGUCCUCCUGUCCCGUUUACAGCCUUCCUCCCACUACUCUUCUGUGGGUGCUUUAUGACAGGGCUGUCUAUAGUCUUACAGUGUCCUCGCCGGCUCCUUCCCACUCCGUCCAUUUAAUGCUUCUUGAGUCUGGCUUAACAGUGUUCCAGAGUCCCUUUGUUCUACAGCAGAGUUACUUAAUAAUUUAUUUUAUAUUAUUAUUGAAACAGCAUCUCUAUAUAUAUUCCCCUUGCUGGUGUGGAACUUGCUUAUGUAAAACAGGCUGUCCUCAGACUUUCAUCAGUCUUCCUGCCUCUGCCUCACAAAUUCUAGGAUUACAGGCCUUUGCCACCAUACCCAAUGGGUAGAACCUGAUUGUUUUGUUAGCUUGGGAUGUAGUACAGUGGCCAGUGAUUGCCUGCACAAGGCCCUGAGAUUGAUCUCUCGCAUCUAAACAAUGAGAGAUGUACAUGCACACACAUGUGCCUGGUAUUGAGAAGCCAUAAGCCCCUGGAGCUUCAGUUACUUUUAAAAGGUAGAACUGUUUGUGCCUAGGAACUCAGGAACAGCUUAGGUAGCAGAGACUCCAACUUAAAAGAACAAGAACAGAGUCGGGUGUGGUGGUGCACACCUUUAGUCCCAAUACUUGGAAGGUAGAGGGAGGUGGAUCUCUGAGUUCAAGACCAGUUUGGUCUAUAGAAUGAAUUCCAGGACAGCUAGGGAUACACAGAGAAACCCCCGUCUCACAAAGCAAAACAGAAAUGCUGCUGUUCUUUCUACAGAAGUACUCCUGAGCCUUCAGAGGCAGGUAAAGCUUAUGAAGCCAGGCAUGGUGACAUAUGCUAUAGCUGGCCUUUGCUACUUUGUGGGUUCUUCUGUUUCCCACCCUUUAUCCUCUCCUCUGAGUCUCCUCCUAACACUGGAUAAGAGAGAAAGAAGCAUGGGGGGGAGUGUCGCUGAAUUUAAUUUCUUUCUUUUUUUAGUAGACUGUGGCUACUAACAGACCACAACUGUCCUCCAUCCUCCUUUAAUGACCAGCAACCACCUACCCCACCUCUUGGUGCCCCGGUGUUUAUAUACCUUCUGAAAAGUUUCCAGAAUUCCAAACAUCACACAGUCAUAGAAACUAACUUUCGUGAGAUAACUUUCCAAUUCCUAGAAACUGGGUUGAAGCCUUUUGAAGUGGCCAUUUUGAGUGCCAAUAUUUUUGUGAAAUGAUAGUUACAUCAGCUCCUGUAUCCACCAAAACUUCUAUUUCAGUAUCAUUUACUUGCAAUUUUAAUUUUAUCCUCUGAUGAUUAAUAACUGUUUGCCAGAACACAUAUUUUUCAGUACUUCCAAACCCUCCUGUUCAUUCUACUGGAGUGAUUUUGCCUUUGAUGUAGGGAAGCUAACGCUGAGCAGUCCUGCCACCUGUGUUAAACUGCAUCUCUUUUUUACAUAGGCCGUGAUUUUAACUUCUCCUUUGAAAUCUGAUCUAUAAUUCCUGGAUGC
Grammomys surdaster is the source of this 3355-nucleotide messenger RNA. RefSeq names its product t-complex 11 like 1 (gene Tcp11l1). Gene Ontology annotation, biological process: signal transduction. The record is from RefSeq and is a predicted model, not a curated record. NCBI's taxonomy places the organism in Eukaryota, Metazoa, Chordata, Mammalia, Rodentia, Muridae. The coding region runs from base 25 to 1554 and encodes 509 amino acids. The transcript is spliced from 9 exons.